Molecule: messenger RNA, 915 nt
Organism: Pleurotus ostreatus (oyster mushroom)
Lineage: Eukaryota; Fungi; Basidiomycota; Agaricomycetes; Agaricales; Pleurotaceae
Exons: 7
Coding region: 1-915 (304 amino acids)
Biological process (GO): peptidyl-serine dephosphorylation; mitotic cell cycle
Cellular component (GO): cytosol
Molecular function (GO): protein serine/threonine phosphatase activity
Source: RefSeq, a predicted model, not a curated record
AUGGAACCGGAGAUUGAUGCUUGGAUCGAGCAGCUGAGCCAGUGCAAACAAUUGACAGAGAACGAUGUCAAAAGACUCUGCGAUAAGACGAGGGAGAUAUUGACGGAGGAGUCAAACGUUCAACCGGUUAGAUGCCCUGUGACCGUCUGCGGUGAUAUUCACGGCCAGUUCCAUGAUCUCUCAGAGCUUUUUCGCAUCGGUGGAAACUCUCCGGAUACCAAUUAUCUGUUCAUGGGGGACUAUGUCGAUCGAGGAUACUACUCGGUGGAAACUGUUACGUUGCUGGUUGCGUUGAAACUACGUUAUCGGGACCGCGUCACUAUUUUGCGUGGAAACCACGAGUCGAGGCAGAUCACCCAAGUUUACGGGUUCUACGAUGAAUGUCUUCGAAAAUACGGAAACGCCAAUGUCUGGCGGUACUUCACCGACCUCUUUGAUUUCCUCCCACUGACUGCUUUAAUCGACAACCAAAUAUUCUGCCUUCACGGAGGCCUCUCUCCCUCCAUCGACACUCUAGACCACGUUCGAUCCAUCGAUCGCGUACAAGAGGUGCCCCAUGAAGGACCCAUGUGCGAUUUGCUCUGGUCUGACCCAGACGAUCGAUGCGGGUGGGGAAUAUCACCUCGUGGAGCGGGGUACACCUUCGGGCAGGACAUCUCGGAGGCAUUCAACCACAACAACGGCCUGACGCUGGUAGCCAGGGCACAUCAGUUGGUCAUGGAGGGUUACAGUUGGGGUCAGGAUAGGAAUGUUGUCACAAUAUUCAGCGCGCCGAACUACUGUUACCGUUGUGGCAAUCAAGCUGCGAUCAUGGAAAUAGAUGAAAAGCUAUCCUACAGCUUUCUACAAUUCGACCCCGCCCCUAGGGCUGGUGAACCUUUGGUUUCCCGCCGUGUACCCGAUUAUUUCCUUUGA